AUGCAGGCGUCUCCAAAGCUGAAGGAGUUAGCCAUCAAGCUGGAAGAAGGCUUGCCGAGAGCUUUCGUACGAGUUCACACCUCGCGCUUGGCUCGCGUGCGGGCCGCCAUGCUGACCACGCAUCCCGUAUAUGAGCUCUGCAUGUGCGACUUGCACAUCACCGCAGCCAAGCGUGCCAAGAUUGUAGGGGACGAAAUUCUGGGAUCCUUGGCAUUUGUGGCUCUGUUCUUUUCUGUGGAUGGCUCGGCGGUGGGCGCGCGAAGUCCAGAAGAAUGCCCGAUUGAGCAAGGAAGCUUCCUGUGGUACACCUUCGUUGCUCUGUUCUCCGUGCUCCUCAACUGCGUCCCGCGCAGUCUGGAGUACCGACUUGCACAGCGGGGUUUCGUGCAGAAGAGCCACGAACAUUACACACAGCAGCUUCUGGGAAGGCAGUUGAAGGACAUCGGCUUUUGGCUGGUUGGCAGCUGCCUCUCCCUCUGCUACCUGCUUGUCGUGACCGCCUUUCUAGCCAACCUCUCUGAGGGCGAUGAGGCGAAGUGGAUGUUCAGCUUCGCAGUGGUCGUUGUUCGAAAGCUGGUCGUGGUGCCGGUUCUCGCCACUUUGCUGUCCAGCGUUGGCACUGAACUUAGCAUCUGCGCGCUCUCCGGGGAGGCUCUUUCCCCACCUAAGAAGUUCGGAUUGGAUCUGCAGCUUGCCACGGAGGGCAAAGAAGCCGGAUCCUCGACAGCUGCAGAGUCGGAAGGUGCUGCGAGCGAAGUCUGGCACCAGAAGGUCCGAGAUCUAGCAGGUCGUGGCAUAAGCGUCCGUCAGCUUCUUGACUUCUAUGCCGACCUCGGACAGAG
Molecule: messenger RNA, 842 nt
Organism: Symbiodinium necroappetens
Lineage: Eukaryota; Dinophyceae; Suessiales; Symbiodiniaceae
Source: the annotation of a GenBank genome assembly